Messenger RNA from Tricharina praecox, 783 nucleotides. RefSeq lists its product as uncharacterized. The transcript has 2 exons. The record is from RefSeq and is a predicted model, not a curated record. NCBI's taxonomy places the organism in Eukaryota, Fungi, Ascomycota, Pezizomycetes, Pezizales, Pyronemataceae. Bases 1 to 783 code for a protein of 260 amino acids.
AUGGCCUCCGUGGAAUGUACAAACUGUGUUUCGGCUUUGCCGCCGGUGAUACUUUUCCCGGCAACUAGGCCGGCUACGAGCCGGCCGGGGACGAUGGGUCCCCCCGAUGCUGCAGUGCGCGCGGUCACAGAGAAGACGAUCCGAAUCCACGGGCCAGGUCAAGGGCGGGGAGUUUAUCCAGACCAUGAUCUGGAGGACGUGCUGGGCUGGCUGCGACAACAGAUUUUCUUCGGAGAUCAGGUCGACCGAUUUUGGGCCGAUUUCAACUCGCCACAACAGUGGCAAGAUGUCGAUCUCGGCUUGCAUUCAGGGGAAACUACCAGGCUGUGGGCGCAGACUAUGCUCAUCGAGUAUCGCGCGGAUAUGGGUGUCGGACUACCGACCUUUAUCCCCGCGGUGCCCACGAACACGCCUACCGCUUCAUCAACGUGGCUCACUACCUCCUCUCCGUCACUGGUUGCUCCUAGCCACCCGAGCUCGAGCGAAUCAACCUUGUUCAGCCUCCCACUGCCAGCACUAUCCCUAUCGCAGCCCGCCGCUGCGCCACACUCGAACCCUACUGGAACUAUGUUCCCCCUCACACACGCCGAGGCAGGCGUCCUGCCGAUCUGUUGUUCAGUGGAUACGUCCACUGUCCCCAGCCAGGGAUCCCGAUCCCGCUGGAGCUGGGGUCGCAUACUGGGACGCUCCCAGUCUAUGGAAGAUCUGAACGAAUACGCCAGGAGAAACAACAAGCGUCUUGAAGACGUGGAUGAUAGCGGCGGCGGGAAUGAUUUGCUUUGA